UUGAAUCUUCAGAAGUAUAAAAGAGUCGUUUGAUCAACUAGUGAAGACUUAGAAUUUUUUGAAGCAUAAAAAAUCCCAGAAGAUAAGAAAUUCAACCACUCAAUUUCCUGACAAACCCACAACUUCAGAAUCAGUUAUCUCAGGGUCUGAAUAAUCAAAACUAUAAAUAAACCCUCAAGUCAGUCCACAGUCAUGGCAGACAGUGAUUCAGACGUGGACGACGUCCUGAGCAACCUCCUAUCCAACGAGGAGGACCCCCCAGCCCCUGGAGGCCCUGGAGAGCCCCCAAAAGUCCUGAAGAAGCCAGACCACAAUUCCCUGAACAACCUCACCGAAUCCCCAUCUGAAACCCCCCCAGAAAAAUCUUCAAAAAGCCCAAAAAACCCACUCAAGCCUCAAAAUUCCCAGAAGAAAAAAACUCCCCAUCCCCUCCCCCCCAAAGCUCCAAAGUCAGUGACCUCUGGGUCUAAAUCAGACAGUUCUUCAGACGUGGACGACAUCCUGAACAACCUCCUGUCCAACGAGGAGGACCCCCCAGCCCCCGGAGGCCCCCCAAAAGUCCUGAAAGAGCUAGACUACAACUUCCUGGACAAGCUCAACGAAUCCCCCACAAAAACCCCCGAAGAAAAAUCCCGAUCCCUCAUCCACAACGACUCAGACUCCUCGGACGACGAGGACAAAAAAUACUUCGAGGCCCAGAAGUACUCGGACUCCGGCAGGAGCAUCAGAGACCUCCUGAAGCACCAGAGCGCCCCAAAAAAGGAAACCUCAGCCCUCUUCCCCAGGAGAACAGGGGCAGCGCCCAAAGCGUCGACUCCAAAAACCGAUGAGCCCAGGAAGAAGGCGGAGACAGCCCUGACGACGUGGCUAUCGAAGCCCCCAGACGUCUACAGCGACCCAGUCUUCGGCCUGCGAAUCGUGAAGCCCUUGAUCUCCUCAGCAGAGCUGAAGGAGCGAAUGCAGGACAGGAGGCCCAUAACAGUCUCCAAGAUAAAGAGCUUCGUCGCCACCCAGGACCAGUCCCAGGACUGGGUGAUCGCUGGGGUCCUGAUCCACCGUUCGGCAACGAAAAAAUCACUGAAUGGAAAUCAGUACUGCAUCUGGCAGAUCAGCGACUUGUCCGAGAAAAUCCCCAGCGUCUCGCUGUUCCUCUUCAGUGGAGCCUACAAGCUUUUCUGGAAGACGUCUGAGGGGACCAUUGUGGGGGUGCUCAACCCCAACGUCUUGGAGUCGAGGAGUGACAAGGCCGAGGCGACGUUGUCCGUGGAUAACGCCCAGAAGAUCAUGAUAUUAGGAAAUUCUCGAGACCUGGGACGAUGCAAGUCGGUUAAGAAGAGUGGGGACCCCUGCACCAACAUCGUCAACAAGAGCAGGUGCGAGUACUGCGUCUAUCAUGUGAAGCAGGAGUACAGCAAGGCCUCGAGGAGGACUGAUUUGCAGACGGACUCGAAUAACAGGAGGUUCGGCAGCCUUGGGAAGCAGAGCCAGAGCCAGAAGUUCGGAGGCAUGAGUUCGCAGGGGAAUGGGCUGAAUCAUCUGAACAUGCUGGCGAUCCCAGCUAAAAGGAACCACAAGAUGGAGCAGAGGGACUCCGAGAGGCUGGCGCUGCUCACGCAGGGGUCCACUGGGGUGUCCAAAGGUCAGACGUCUGGUGACAACCUCCUGGAUUUGGAGAGGAUUGGGGUGAGCACGGGGUGGAGCAACAGAUCGGCCCUGUGCUUGUCAUCGAUAUCGAAUUUAUCGAAGGGGUCUCCAAAGAGUUCGCCCUCGUCAACUGGAGGACAGAGUGGUUCAUCGAAACCUUCAGUGGCGUCUCCAAGGGCGACUGUUCCACGUCUGGGGUGUGGGGUCGUUGGAGACACGAUCGACUUCUCCCAGCCCAUUCCCAAGAAGGGCAUCAGCUCCGCCAAGAUGAGCGCGAUUAAAUGGGCGAAGGAGAAGGGAGGGAUUAAGUCAGGGAAUGCCAAUAAAAUUCGCGAGAGCAGGGAGAAAAUGGAGGCCUCUGCCAAGAGGAAACGAGAGGAGGCAGACAGAGCUGAAGAGAGUGAGAAAGACGCGAAGAAGGUGUGCUCGACGUCUGAUAAAUUCCGGGAGCUCAUGGAGCUGACCUCCGCUCACGAGGACCUGAUCGAGAAGUCCGAUGAGAACGAGAAGGAAAAGUAUUUCAACAAGCUCGAGGCCAGGGAGCGAAUGGAGGAGAAGAUGAUGACGACUUUCAAGGUGGACUGCAAGGCUGUCAGGUGCCUCGUCUGCAAGUACACGUCCUUCUCGGCAUCGGAUAUUUGCAAGGAGAAGAGACAUCCUCUGAGGGUGAUCGACGCUGUCAAGAGCUUCUUCAAGUGUGCGGACUGCGGGAACAGGACGGUGAGUCUGGAUAAACUGCCCUCGUACAGCUGCCAGAAGUGCUCGGGCUCUAGGUGGCUCAGGGCUGCCAUGAUGGACGAGAGGAAGACCAAUAUCUCGGACUGCGUGCUCUCGAUUCGAGGGGGAGAGGAGAAAUUUGUGGGCUCGGAGGUCAAGAAUUCUAGUAUUAAUCUUCUUGUGCCUAGCGAUGAUGCUUAGCAGGAAAUUAUGAGCCUGUUUUUGAGGGGAUAAUUUUUUUAAUGAACUUAGAUUAAGGGAAAGAAUGUUUUAAAUCAUGACUGGAGUCAACAAAUCUCUAAUCUAUGAUGACAAUUAUUUCGAAUGGAAUAAAAUUGAGGGAUGGAAUAAUUAAAAACGUGAACAUGAGAAAAUUACACAAACUCAUCACCUUCCAUCUUCACUUUAAUUUCCAAAUUAACGAUAAUUAGAGAGGAUUCGAGGGGGAGAGGAGAAAUUUGUGGGCUCGGAGGUCAAGAAUUCUAAUAUUAAUCUUCUUGUGCUAGCGAUGAUGCUUAGUUCGAAAUUAUGAGCUUAUUUUUGAGGGGAAAUUUUUUUAAUGAACUUAGAUUAAGGGAUGAAGUGUUUUAAAUCAUGACUGGAGUCAACAAAUCUCUAAUCUAUGAUGAAAAUUAUUUUGAUUGGAAUAAAAUUGAGGGAUGGAAUAAUUAAAAAUGUGAACAUGAGAAAAUUACACAAACUCAUCACCUUCCAUCUUCACUUUAAUUACCAAACUUGAAUUAAUCAUUUGUUUUUCUCCAUAAAUCAUCGGUGUAUCAUUGUUGGAAUGUGACUGUAUGUGAUCACCACGACCUGUUCAAUCCUCGUUUCGUAACAAGACAUAUAAUAUAAUAUAGAACUUCUUUAAUCCUUAUUUUUUCUGAAAAAUAUGCGAGGAGUGUCGCGACCGAGUCGUGACUGAAUUUUCGUGAUUCUCGUCGUUUUAAAAUUCUCUUUUGACCCGAGGAGUUCACUAAUUGCGUACGAAUUUGAUAUAUCUUUUUAUCACUCACACAACCACGAAUCUUCUCGAUGGACGUCAAUAGAGUGACAGGCAUCUUCCGUUUCAAUAGUUAUUAUUGUAUCUUUUUAAUUUAUGUAAAAAACAUGAGGCAAUGUCGAGGACGCAGAUUUAUCUGUUUCAUCACUAAUCAUUUCAUCUACCAUUUCCUCUCUGCUGGUAGUGUACGCUCUGAUGACGAUGAAAUUAAGCGAAAGACAAUCGUUGGAUUGAAAAAAAAAGUUAUACCAAGAUCCCCACAAUUAUAUUGAAAAUCUCUAAGUACAAUUUUCCUAGUUACUCCAGAUUAAUUUCUUCAAGCAUUUAAUUUUGAUAAAUGAAUGCAAUCUCUAGGGAUAAUGAUACAAUGCUCAAAGUUCAAUUAUGAGACACAAAUCACACCUUUACGCACCCUCAACCCUUUCGUUAUACAACAUUUAUUUAUUAAUCCCAGAAGGCUCAUCUACUUCUACUUUUAUCCUCUAGAGUCAAUGAAAUUUGAAAGAACAAAUAUUCCACGAAUAUUUCGUUUCUCAUUUUCACUGUAUCAAGAAAUUUUGAACAAUACAAAUUCCGUUAUUGAAUAAUCACGGGAAAAAAGCCAGGGACGACCCCUCUGGGAUUAAACCAUUCAAGAACAAAUAAGAAAAACAAAGAUUAAUGAAGAACAACAAUGUUUCAUUUCACCAAUUGCACAUCAGCGUCAUUACCACAAUUAAAUAAUUAUGUUGUACAGCUCGUG
Molecule: messenger RNA, 4103 nt
Organism: Diachasma alloeum
Lineage: Eukaryota; Metazoa; Arthropoda; Insecta; Hymenoptera; Braconidae
Gene: Mcm10
Product: protein MCM10 homolog
Exons: 2
Coding region: 193-2562 (789 amino acids)
Biological process (GO): DNA replication initiation; DNA replication
Cellular component (GO): replication fork protection complex; nucleus
Molecular function (GO): DNA replication origin binding; single-stranded DNA binding
Source: RefSeq, a predicted model, not a curated record